CAGCAGACUGCCAAACGUCUGCUUUGGUAGAAGUGUUCGCACUUGUUGAUGAUCGUUUAAUCAAGUGCAUUCUCAUAUCCUCAUAUGUAAAAUCUAAAAACUGACAGUUUGUGCUCUUCUUUUUACCAUGACUGUAACAAUGACCAAGACUUUAUAUAAGAGAUGAAUUUAGAUCCUAAAUUUGAAAGGAGGCGGUGACUCCUGUCAUUGCGUAAAUCUCAUAUUUUAGUCACAAUAUAAAAUGGAAAACACAUCAAAUGUUUGAAUUGAGAAAAUUUGCUGUUAAAAUUUUGAUUGCAACAACAUGUCUCAGAGGAGUUGGGGAAGGAAAAGUAAGUGGUUCUAAAAGGAAAUAUUUUGCAGUUAAUUGGGUUAACUGGAAACAGGUCAGUAAGACUAUUGGGUAUAAAAAGGAAAUGGUAGAGAGGAAGAGUUUCUCAGAUCUAAAGAUGGGUAGAGGUUCAAUCUGCAAAGAGUUUCAGAACGUUCCUCAGUGAACGGUUGUGAAGACUUAGACUUAUUUCAUCAUCUAUAUUUCAUAAUAUCAUCAAAAGAGUCCGAGAAUCUGGAGGAAAUCUUGCUGUGUGCAGGAGACAAGGCAGAAAAUCGAUAUUGGAUGCCUGUGAUCUUUGAGCCCUCAAGCAGCACUGAAAUCAAAACAGGAAUGACAUUAAAAUCACUGCAUGGGCUCAGGAACACUUCCUGAAAGCGACUUCUGUGAACACAGUUCAUUUUAUAAUCCAGUAAUGCUGCUUAAAGCUCAAUCAUACAAAGAAGAAGCCACAUGUGAGCAUGAUCCAGAAACGUCUCCAUCUUUUCUGAACCGAUACUCACUUAAAAUGCACUGAGGCAAAAUGGAAAACCGUUCUCUGGUCAGAUUAAUCAAAAUUUGCUAAUUUUUGUAUUUUUUCAAAAACAUGGAUGUUGCAUCCUACAGGCUAAAGAGGAGAGAGACCAAAGAAGCUCUGCUGUAGUGUUCACGGGCACUUAUCUCCACUUUAAGACUGAAUUUAAAAUGUAAAGUUGCCUUUUUGCAGUUCUAUAUUGAAGUGUUUUUAGGCUGAGCUAAAGGUUUUAUUGUGUCUUUGCCAGAAAAUAAUGCGCACUACUUUCUGCUCUCUUGCUGCUCUCCAUGGUGCUGACCUGGUGGACUAUGAACUGGUUUGCAUGAGGCCUGUGCUAUUCUUAGUGACAGGGACACACACACACACACGGACAAACGCACACACACAUACAAUCAGACAGGCGGGGUCAUUCUGCAGACUGAGCCCGUGCAGAGUUGGGCUACAACAAACUAGAACGAGUCGAGAAACAUGCCGCUGAUGCCAUUUUCUCCAGACUACUUUCCUCUAUCAUUUCCUCCAACUUUCAGCGCCGUUUCUUUACUUGUUCUGCACAGCCAACAAGAUGACAUCAAGCUUCUGUGCCUUUAACAUGGAAACAUCUUUGUGAACAAAGUUUUAUAGUUUAGAGGAAAAUGGGGCGGCAGAAGAUGUGCUCGGAGUUUCCUUCCUGGAUCAACUCAAAGAUCAGACACAGAGGGAAAGUUUUGAACAACCUCUAAACUCUGCCAGACUCGGUCCUCAGAGGGAGGAGGAGACAUGAGGGUGUUUAACCGGGGUGUGCUGAUGCUUCUGACCACAGCAGGGGCUUUCUGUGCCUUCAGCCUCAUGACCAUCGCCGUGGGAACGGACUAUUGGCUGUACUCCCGAGGGGUGUGCCGCUCUAAGACCCUGAGCGACAACGAGACGGUCCGCAAGAACGAAGAGGUCCUGACCCACUCCGGUCUGUGGAGGACCUGCUGCACGGAGGGGACAUUUCGGGGUGUUUGCAAGGACAUCGAUCACUUUCCUGACGAUGCAGACUACGAGCAGGACGCUGCUGAAUACUUACUGCGAGCGGUACGAGCCUCCAGCCUCUUCCCCAUCCUCAGUGUGGGGUUAUUAUUUCUUGGGGGUGUCUGCGUAGCUGCCAGCGAGUUCUACAAGUCACGCUAUAAUGUCAUUCUCACUGCGGGUAUACUCUUUGUCUCUGCAGGUCUCAGUAACAUCAUUGGCAUCAUUGUGUACAUAUCAGCCAACUCAGGUGACCCCAGCCAGAGCGACAACAAGAAGAGCUACUCCUACGGCUGGUCCUUUUAUUUCGGAGCUCUGUCCUUUGUGCUGGCUGAGAUGGUGGGCGUCCUGGCAGUGCAUGUGUUCAUAGAAAAACACAGACAGUUGCGCACUAAGGGCCGGCCUUCGCUCAUGAAGCCGCCCAUCUCUCGAAGCUCAUCGUAUUACCGCAACCGUUACUAUCAGAACCGCAGCCGCCGGUACAGUUACAGGAGCAACCACAGCGCAGGGGACCCGCACUCCUUCCGAGCAUCACUCAGCCGUGACCGGGAGCCGUCCAUCUCCGCUGAAUCUAAAGUCACCACCAUGGCAGGUUUGCCGAAACCAGUGUCAGUGGGCUCAGAGUUCAUGCUCUACGCUUUAACCUCGCCUCUCAAAAACAGUAAGAUAGACAUGGCUGUGGAUCAUUUAACAGCUGCAGCUGCUCACAACAACACAGAGAUGCUGCCUGGAAACUGCGCUUCCAACAGGAGGACCACACCUGUCUAAGAAGAGAGUCCCUGUAAGGCUGAACGUUAGUCGGAGGAGAAUAAGCUUUCUCAUGUUCUUGCUUGCAAAAGAGAGACAUUGUAGACAAGUGCAGGGCUUAGCCUGCCAAAUAUUUUUUUAUGAACUCUUCAGUCAGUCAUAUGUCAAGAAAUAGUGGGAAAACUGCCAUUACAAUCUCCCAGAGUCAGUCCAACAGUCCAACACCAGGAUAUAACUUGGGGUGCAAUCAGAAAGUCCAGUUACUCCAACCAUUAAAACCAGAAACCAUGUCUGGUUUAAAUUUAGCCAAUCUCCCCUUCAAGUCUGCUCCUUCUGCAGCUCUGGAAUUAAAUGGGCGGUGCAUUAUGUGGUUCAGUGGUUUGCACAGAAAAAGGUCCUGGGUUUGAUUCCACUGGCUGGGGCCUUUCUCUGCGGAGUUUGCAUGUUGUCCCUGUGACUCUGAGUGCUCACGUUUCCUCCAACAGUCCAAAGAUGUGCAUGUUAAAUUCUGAUUUGUCAGUCUCUCUGUGUUACCCCCUGUGGCAGAUUAGCAACCUGUUCAUGGUCUCCUCAAACUCUUGCCCCAUGACAAGCUGAAUAGGCUCCACCAGUGCAAGGAACAGUUUGGAGUGAAAGUUCCCCACAUGAAGGCAGUGCAUCGGAUUAGAAUGAUAGUUAUUUCUUAAGAUAUUUGCUGGGGCUUGCACUAAUUCAGAAUGAAAUCCGGGAUGAGAACUUCAGUGCGAAGCUCUACUCUAAAACCUGAAGCGUCCAAUAGAGUAUCUGGUGGAAUCAACCUGAACUGGUUGCUUCCAGUCUUCAAUCUGCAACUAGCUGCAACUUUUUCAUCUUUCACAUAAUUAUAUAUAAGCUAAGGGUCAGCAUUUUGACAUGGUGGAGGAGAUCCAACAUGCACUGUUGAAAGAAAAGUUGAAGUGGUCAGAACAGGGCGUGCAGGGAAGGGUUUAAAAUAGGAGCUGUAGGCUUGCAGCACUGCCCAAAGACAUGCCCUGAUAGGGAAGAUGUGUCACAUUUAAAUCAGGUUAUGGUUCACAAGCUGGCACCGCAGAACUUAAUGAUUGCAUCUCCUGAUGAAACAAAGCAAGAAAAUAAAGCUGUUUGAGAUGUUGAAAUCAGAGGGACCUUGUCGUUUUUUACUGGAACAAUUUUAAAAAUGGUCCAUCGAUGAUUUAAAUAGUUGCAGAAUGUUGUGCAGUUAAUUCACUUAUCGUUUCAGUUCAAGCAACCAGCUGAUCUGUAUAUUUGACACUCGAA
Messenger RNA from Haplochromis burtoni (Burton's mouthbrooder), 3857 nucleotides. Its product is annotated as voltage-dependent calcium channel gamma-3 subunit. Gene Ontology annotation, biological process: neurotransmitter receptor transport, postsynaptic endosome to lysosome; calcium ion transport; neurotransmitter receptor internalization. Gene Ontology annotation, cellular component: postsynaptic density membrane; AMPA glutamate receptor complex. Gene Ontology annotation, molecular function: voltage-gated calcium channel activity; channel regulator activity. Lineage: Eukaryota; Metazoa; Chordata; Actinopteri; Cichliformes; Cichlidae. The transcript has 4 exons. The record is from RefSeq and is a predicted model, not a curated record. Bases 1602 to 2603 code for a protein of 333 amino acids.